UCACCUGUGAUUGUUGAGUUUGUUCUAAUCAGAUACAAGUCUAAAGGAAGUUUCAGGAGCAGGAAGCGGGGAAGGAAUAUUUGUUCAUGUGUACUGAAGCACAAGACCCACCAACACCAUGAGCAACAUCUACGAGUCUGCAGCCAACUCCCUGGGUCUGUUCAACAGCCCCUGCCUGACCAAAGUGGAGCUUCGUGUUGCCUGCAAAGGCAUCUCGGAUCGGGACGCACUCAACAAGCCCGACCCUUGUGUCAUCAUCAAGAUGCAGUCACAUGGACAGUGGCUGGAGGUGGACAGGACUGAGGUGAUCCGCAGCUGCAUCAACCCCACCUUCUCCAAGCUCUUCACGCUGGACUACUACUUCGAGGAGGUGCAGAGGCUGCGCUACGAACUCUACGACAUCAGCAGCAACCACAACGGGAUCCGGGAAGGAGACUUCCUGGGGGCCAUGGAGUGCACACUCGGACAGAUUGUGUCCCAGAGAAAACUGUCCAAAGCGCUCCUGAAGCAGGGGAACACAGUGGGGAAAGCCGCCAUCACGAUUAUCGCGGAGGAGCUGACAGGGAACGACGACUAUGUGGAACUCACCUUCAGUGCCAGAAAACUUGACGAUAAGGACUUUUUCAGCAAAUCAGAUCCGUUCCUGGAGAUUUUCAGACUAAACGAUGACAACACCCAACAGCUAGUGCACAGAACUGAAACAGUCAUGAACAACCUCAAUCCACUCUGGAAAACCUUCAAAGUUUCCUUGAACUCCCUGUGUAGUGGUGACCAUAACAGAGCACUACAGUGUAAGGUGUGGGACUGGGACUCCAACGGAAAGCACGACUUCAUAGGGGAAUUCGAGGGAACGUUUAAAGAGAUGAGGGCAGCCAUGGACGGGAGACAGGUGCAAUGGGAAUGUAUUAAUCCAAAGUAUAAAGUCAAAAAGAAGAAUUACAAGAACUCUGGGAUAGUUAUUUGUAAUUUGUGCAAGGUUAUUAAGAUGCAUUCCUUCCUGGAUUACAUUAUGGGCGGUUGCCAGAUCCAGUUUACAGUCGCUAUUGAUUUUACUGCCUCCAAUGGGGACCCCAGGAACAGCUGCUCCCUGCACUACAUCCACCCGUACCAGCCUAACGAGUAUCUCAAAGCCCUGGUGGCCGUGGGGGAAAUCUGCCAGGACUACGACAGUGACAAAAUGUUUCCUGCGCUGGGCUUCGGCGCACGGAUACCUCCGGACUUCAAGGUCUCGCAUGAUUUCGCUGUGAAUUUUAAUGAGGACAACCCAGAAUGUGCAGGUAUACAGGGUGUGGUGGAAGCCUACCAAAAUUGCCUUCCCAAGCUCCAGUUGUAUGGACCCACUAACAUCGCUCCCAUCAUCCAGAAAGUAGCCCGCUCAGCCUCCGAGGAGAUGCACACCAAAGAGGCCAUGCAAUACUUCAUCCUGCUGAUCCUGACGGACGGCGUGAUCACGGACAUGGCCGACACGCGGGAGGCCAUCGUGCACGCCUCGCAGCUGCCCAUGUCCAUCAUCAUCGUCGGCGUCGGCAACGCGGACUUCAGCGACAUGCAGAUGCUGGACGGCGACGACGGCAUCCUGCGCUCGCCCAAAGGGGAACCCGUGCUGCGAGACAUCGUGCAGUUCGUGCCCUUUCGCAACUUUAAACACGCUACUCCUGCGGCGCUGGCAAAAAGUGUCUUAGCUGAGGUGCCCAAUCAGGUGGUGGAUUACUACAACAGCAAGGGCAUCAAGCCCAAGUGCCCCAGCGAGUACGAGUCUUCCCGGACAUUCAGCGUCAGCCACUAGGCCGUGGCAACGCGCCAGCCCAGCCACCCUGUCUGAAACCUUUUGCUCAACGCGGAAAUGAAGCAAGUUACACAUGAUGUAUGGGAAAGCAGGAAAACAAAC
Molecule: messenger RNA, 1888 nt
Organism: Engraulis encrasicolus (European anchovy)
Lineage: Eukaryota; Metazoa; Chordata; Actinopteri; Clupeiformes; Engraulidae
Gene: cpne4a
Product: copine IVa
Exons: 16
Coding region: 119-1786 (555 amino acids)
Biological process (GO): cellular response to calcium ion
Cellular component (GO): plasma membrane
Molecular function (GO): calcium-dependent phospholipid binding
Source: RefSeq, a predicted model, not a curated record